Molecule: messenger RNA, 3327 nt
Organism: Salmo salar (Atlantic salmon)
Lineage: Eukaryota; Metazoa; Chordata; Actinopteri; Salmoniformes; Salmonidae
Gene: snx11
Product: sorting nexin 11
Biological process (GO): vesicle organization; intracellular protein transport
Cellular component (GO): endosome
Molecular function (GO): phosphatidylinositol phosphate binding
Source: RefSeq, marked provisional
CUGUGACGUCGUCGCGGAAACGGUCCUCUCAAGACAAGGAGCCAAUACAGAUUCUUACUGAAAAAUAGUUGAUUUAUUUUAUUUUUUAUUUAACUAGGCAAGUCAGUUAAGAACACAUUCAUAUUUACAAUGACGGCCUAGGAACAGUGGCAGAACGACACAUUGUUACCUUGUCAGCUCGGGGAUUCGAUAUGCAACCUUUCGGUUACUGGCCCAACGCUCUAAUCACUAGGCUACCAAGCGCCCAAACUGAAAAACAGUUGGCAACAUUGGGUACAAUACGAGGAGUGGUUGAUGGUGGAGGAGUUAAACCUGUUGCGUCUCUGUGCUAUCAAGACGAGGAGGGAGGUCAUCUUGAGGGCAAAGGAUUGCACUCCAAGGGAUUAACAGAUACUCUGAAUGAUGAUUAAGAAUCACGAAGAAGAUGAGUUUGUUGCUGUGCGGGUCCAAGAUCCUCGGGUUCAGAAUGACGGGUCUUGGAAUUCGUACGUAGAUUUCAAGAUAUUCCUACACACCAACAGCAAGGCCUUCACGGCCAAGACGUCAUGUGUGCGCCGGCGCUACAGUGAGUUUGUCUGGCUCAAGAAGAGGAUGCAGAAGAACACUGGCUUGGUACCUGUCCCAGACCUUCCCAGCAAGCCCUUCUUCUCCUCUGGUGGUGAGGACUUCCUGGAGAAGAGGAGGAAAGGCCUGCAGUCCUUUCUGGACAAAGUGUGUAGCAUGACAGUGUGUCUGUCAGAUAGCCAGCUCCACCUCUUCCUGCAAACCCAACUGCCAGUUGGUCACAUCCUGGACUGUGUGCAGGGCCACACCCCCUACACUGUGACAGAGGCCAUCCUCACCUACAGCUCAUACAAUCAGGGCCGGGUUUCAGAAGAGGACUCAGCCCAGGACCCGAGUCUUACUCCAGUUCCUUAUGAGUCCAUGGAGAGCUAUGCUCCUCAUCUACCUACCCUGCAAUGUGAAGAGCCCCUCACCCCUGUGAACCUCACCUCCAGUGAGCCAGAGGGCCUACGGACUGAGAAGUUCCUAGCUGACCCCCAUGACAUAGACGCUGUAGAGUUACAGCUCAGUGAGACCCCUUCCUCAGAGGUCACCCAAGAGGACCAUGAUGUAUUCCAGGUAGAGGCCGUCCUGGGGACACACAGCCCAGUGGAGACUAUCUUUAUGUGGGACGGCCAUGAAGAAUCUACCCCAGAAAGGCUCGACCAUGAGGAGGUGAUCCACCACCAAGGGGAUUGUCAACAGCUGACAGUUGUGGAAGCGCACUGUGAAAAGGACACCGGCUUGGAGGAGGAGUGUGUAACAGAGGUGAAGAAUGAGAGGGUCAUUGAGGAGACCCAUAUAGACACGACUACACAGACAAUCCCUCCCAAACAGAGUAGCCCAGAGCUAGACAUCCAUGAGGAAACUUCUCAAGAUUGCCUAAAGGUGACAGUUCUAGAGGACCUUAACCCUGCGGAGGAAGCUCAAGAAAGAACCUCAGAAGGGGACAGCGACCGCGACAAAGACACAGUAACAGCCAUUGAGCUGGACAGCCAAUGACACACGGAUGAGAUCAACUCCCACAUAGAGAUCAGCCGAGAGGUGGAAAGUGUUGAUGACUCAACCCAAGAGGUAGAAAAUUGUGACGUUGCAACCCAAAAGGUAGAAGUCGAUGACUCAUCUCGAGGUGGAAAGUGUUGAUGACUCAACCCAAGAGAAGACUCCCUUGGACAUUCAACAAGUAGAUAAUCAGCUGGACACAACAGAAGAGGUUGAGAGUGACGAGGAAAUUAAUGGAGAGGACGGGGAGAGUCUUGGGAAUGGGGAGACUACAACAUCCGAUGGGAGUAAUAAGGAGAGCGACAACAAGGACACGAGACAAAUGGCUACAUGGAGUCAGCUCCUGAGAAGGGACAUCACAAAACAGACCGCACAGAAACAGACGUCCGCAACAACAGCCCGAAACGAACCAAGAUCCCUCACAUGAAGAAACAACACCUGAGGUACCCGAUGGUGUCAAAGUCGGAGAGGGAAUUAGUCUGUUUAACUCAACCGACUGUGUUGCCCCAAUGGCAUUAAUGUGGCAAAUAAUUUGGCAGUUAAUUCACAUGCCUUCUGAAUGCUGUGGGAUCCAGAACUGUGACGCUGUUAAAACGUGAUUAUGACUUUGGAGUGGGUGAAAGUUACUCAAGACACUUACAACUUAUCAUGCAAUCAACUUUGACUGUGUUUUAUUCGUAACUUCUGUGGGGAAAAAGUGUCAUCCUGCAUGCGUUCCCUUAGGCAUUCUGUGUUGCUGUUGUGGGGCGGUUUCUGGGUUCAGCUUGAACAAACGGGGGUGAGUGUCGUUCCACCUAAAAGCACAAGAAUUGUACUGAAAUUAUUUCUGUAGUUAGAAACAGAAGUUUUAUUCCUGAAACAUUAUUUUGUGGAAAUAUAAUUUGAUCUCUGAGAAAUAAAUACAGUACCUAACAUCCUAUUUGAACCAUCAUUCUUCCUGACAAAUGAGUAAGACGUGAUCCAAAUCCACCCAUGGACCCCCCCACACUACACCAAUCCCACCCCAAUAACCAGUAUACAGUAUCAGUUUGCUAUGUCUGACAUGGAGCUGCGCCUUGUAGUAUUGCUUUUUCUUAUUAUGUAAUGUUGCUGUUCCUGCUACUGCCACACCAUGUCAUCAGUUUGGCUAGUCUCUUGUGUUUAUUAAAUGGAUUGCAACCAAAAGCUUUUGCUCAUGAUCAUCCUCACAAUUUAAGCCAGUCCUUCAGUUUGUCCUUCUCUUGGGCUUAAUCUGUGUCCAGGAAAUGAACCAUGUGUGUGGUUUAUUCCCUUCAGAAAAGGUCUGGAUUAGUUAGGUCAUUCCUGUUGAAAAAGCAAACCAUCAGGCUACAGCAGUUCUAAUGGUUUCAAUGUUAUGGUCUUCAAUGGUAAAAGUCCCAAACACACUGUACAGUGUUUUGCAAUGUUGGGGAUGUUUGUUCUCAUAUUCAGCAUUUUAACAGUGCAUUAGUUUAUUUAAGUGGCAUAGCAGUUGUUUGAAGUACCCCUUUUAUGUUAUGUAGAUGAUUACCAGACUUUUUUUUUCACUUAGGUAGUUCAUACAAGGGGGCAAUAUACGAGGGCACUGUAGUUUCUUCCCCCACCUGUACUUUGCAUCUAGUCUAUUUUAGCGCAUGACAUUUACAGACAUUUAUAUUACCAGCACCUCGCCUAAAUAGGUGUUUCUUUCGCUUCCAGACAUUUAUAUUGCCAUAGACUUUCAUAUGCACAGUCAAACAAGUUCUUAUGUACAUUUUAUUGUGGAAUAUAAAUAUCUAAUAAAAAACGUUUUCUUAUUGCAAA